AUGGCUGAGAUUCGUCGCAAGCUUGUCAUUGUCGGAGAUGGUGCCUGCGGAAAGACUUGUUUGUUGAUCGUCUUUUCCAAGGGCACGUUUCCUGAGGUCUACGUCCCGACCGUCUUCGAAAACUACGUUGCCGAUGUCGAAGUCGAUGGAAAACACGUUGAACUCGCCCUAUGGGAUACGGCUGGUCAGGAAGAUUACGACCGUCUCCGACCUCUAUCAUACCCCGACUCGCACGUCAUCCUGAUCUGUUUCGCCAUUGACUCUCCCGAUUCACUUGACAACGUCCAGGAGAAGUGGAUUUCCGAAGUUCUACACUUCUGCCAAGGUCUUCCCAUCAUCCUCGUCGGAUGCAAAUGCGAUCUGCGACACGACCCUAAGACCAUUGAAGAGCUGGCAAAGACAUCGCAAAAGCCCGUCACACCCGAGCAGGGUGAGGAGGUCCGCAAGAAGAUCGGUGCCUACAAGUAUCUCGAAUGCUCGGCCAAGACCGGCGAGGGCGUCCGUGAAGUGUUUGAGUCGGCCACCCGUGCCGCCCUGUUGACUCGCAAGAGCGGCAAGAGCAAGAAAUGCUUGAUUUUGUAG
Molecule: messenger RNA, 582 nt
Organism: Capronia coronata CBS 617.96
Lineage: Eukaryota; Fungi; Ascomycota; Eurotiomycetes; Chaetothyriales; Herpotrichiellaceae
Product: GTP-binding protein rhoA
Exons: 5
Coding region: 1-582 (193 amino acids)
Biological process (GO): small GTPase-mediated signal transduction
Molecular function (GO): GTPase activity; GTP binding
Source: RefSeq, a predicted model, not a curated record